CCUCCCAGUCAGGCUAUGCAGGAGGAUACAGAAACAGAAGAGGCGGGCCCUGAGGCUCGUCAAGCCCGCCCCCUGUCUCCGGUCACACCCCUAUUCAGGCCACACCCUCUGUCUCCGCCCCACUUCCCAGAAGCCUUUGCUUUUGAGCUGCAGGAGGUGGUGACACCAUCUCCUCCGCUUUUCAUCCGCCGCCCUGGAUCCCGGGCCCUCCUCCGGGCUGUCUCCGUGUCGCCGAGCCGGAGCCGGGCUCUUCGUCCUGGAGGUGAGGCCGGAAGGGCCGGGUUUGCGAGCGGCUUCACUCCCAAGUCCGGCCGGGGCUCCGACUCAGUGACUUUCAAGGAUGUGGCCGUGGACUUCACCUGGGAGGAGUGGGUACACUUGGACCCUUCCCAGAAGGAGCUUUACUGGGAGGUGAUGCUGGAGAACUACAAGAACCUGGUCGGCCUGGGUCUGGCAGUUUCCAAAGGGGACACGGUCUCACAGCCUAAUCAAGAGGAAACUCCUCGGAUGCCAGUAUGUGGAGCUGUACGAAACAGGUCCCCAGAUUGGGACACCAGGCUUCAGAGCAAGGUAUCAGCUCCCAACACUAUUUCUAUGGAAGAUGUGCCCCAGCAGACCUUUUCAUGGAAUGAUCCAUGCAUCUCUAAGUUUGGGGGAGCCUGGAACUAUUAUGGCAGAGUAAUGCAGAGCAAUGAGAAGAAACAUUCAAGACAAAUAAAUACAGUCCAAGGGAGAUCUCCUGAUGAAAUGAGAGGCUAUGAAUACAAUGCAUAUAGUAAAACCUUUAGUCCAAACACAGUUGUUCUUCCACAACAGGGAUUAUCUGCAGUAAUGAAUCUCCACAGAAGUGAUAGCCAGGGAAGGAGCUUUGAAGUCUAUUCAGACCUAAGACAAUUUAAUAGAAUCUCUUCAAAGAAGUAUUCUAAAGGUAACGAAUUUCAGAAAGCCAUCAUUUAUGGUUUUGAUGGUAUUGAAAAGCAUAGAACAUAUGCUGGUGAGAACCUUUAUGAUUAUGAGAAAUCUUUUCUCCAGAACAUGAAACUUACUCCUCACCAGGGAACUCUUUCAGGAAAAAGGAUUUAUGAAUGCACUGAAUGUGGGAAAGCUUUUCAACAAAAUUCAUAUCUCAUAAAACACCAGAAAAUCCAUACUGGAGAGAAACCUUAUGAAUGCAAGGAUUGUGGGAAGGUGUUCCGAUGGAGCACUAACCUUUCUCAGCACCGGAGAACUCAUUCAGGGGUAAAACCUUAUGAAUGUAGUGAAUGUGGGAAGACAUUCUGUCAGAAGGCAGAUCUUACUCAACACUAUAGAAUUCAUACAGGAGAGAAACCUUAUGCAUGCAGUGAAUGUGGUAAGUCUUUUCGCCAAAAAACAGAUCUUACACAACAUUGCAGAAUUCAUACUGGAGAGAAACCUUAUAAAUGUAAUGACUGUGGGAAAGCCUUCCCCCGGAGUACCACGCUGACUCGACAUCAGAGAACUCAUACCGGAGACAAACCUUAUGAAUGCAGUGAAUGUGGGAAGACCUUUGUUCAGAGAACAGAACUUAUUCGACAUCAUAGAAUUCAUACUGGAGAGAAACCCUUUGAAUGUUUCCAAUGUGGGAAAGCCUUCUGUCAAAGGUCAGCUCUUAAUCAACAUCAUAAAAUUCAUACUGGAGAGAAACCUUAUAAAUGCAGUGAAUGUGAUAAGACCUUUCACCUUAACUCACAACUUACUCAACAUCAGAAAAUCCAUACUGGAGAGAAGCCUUAUGAAUGUAAUGAAUGUGGAAAGGCCUUUUUCCUGAGGGCAGAUCUUAAUCGACAUUUUAGAAUUCAUACGGGUCUGCGUUGGUGAAGACGUGGCACGUGUGCCGAGCCAGCACUCUGGGGAGCUACUCUGUUCUCCCUCUUCCCAGUGCCUGAGGACAUUUUUUGUAUGCCCCACCCCUCUGUCCAGCCACCAAAAGCAAGCACUUUUCUCCUUCAACUGUCUGGUAAUGGGGGGUGCUCAUUGACAGCUUGAAUUUGCCUUCUGGGCACUCGAACUUGUUAAAGGUUUGCCUAUGCUGGCCUAAGCCAUUCUCUCAAGAUGUUCCCAUGAUUCCAUUCUCUCCCACUUUCUUUAGCUGAUUUUGUCUUGUCAUCUCUUUCUGUUUAAUCUUUAUCCUGUCUGCUAGUUACUUCCUUAGUGCCUUCAAAAAUGUUCAAGUCCUCUCCCUGAACCUUCAUUCUUAAAAAACAAAACAAAAAACCCUUCAUAAAACCUCAUCCACCCUCCCUCAAGCCAUCAUUGAGAAGUGUCCCUUUCUCAGACAAGUCUUCAAAAGACCUGUUCUCUAUUUUUUGCUUCUACUUCCACUGUUCUUUUCAGCACUUAUCAUUUUGGCUUCCAACCCAAUAAACUCAACCGAAAUGUCUAUCUCCAAAGUUCCAAAUAGCCUAUUAAAAAAAUUUUUUUUUAAUUUCAAUUAAAAAUUUUUUUCAUGUUUACAUGAUUCAUUUUCUUUCCCUCCCCCCUCCCCAAGUCAAUAAGCAAUUCCCCUGGGUUGUACAAAUGUUAUCAUUUGAUACCAAUAGCCUAUUUGAUUGUCAAAUCUUUUUUAUUUUUUAAUUAUUUUUUUAACAUUAUUUUAUUUGGUCAUUUCCAAACAUUAUUUAUUGGAAACAAAGAUCAUUUUCUUUUCUUCCCUCCCCCCUCCACCCCCCAUCUCUCCCAUAGCCGACGCACGAUUCCACUGGGUAUCACAUGUGUUCUUGAUUCGAACCCAUUUCCAUGUUGUGGGUAUUUGCUCUAGAGUGUUCAUUUAGAGUCUCUCCUUAGUCAUAUCCCCUCCACCCCUGUAGUCAAGCAGUUGCUUCUCUUUGGUGUUUUUACUCCCACAGUUUAUCCUCUGCUUGUGGAUAGUGUUUUUUCUCCUAGAUCCCUGCAGAUUGUUCAGGGACAUUGCAUUGCCACUAAUGGAGAAGUCCAUGACAUUUGAUUGUACCACAGUGUAUCAGUCUCUGUGUACAAUGUUUUCCUGGUUCUGCUCCUUUUGCUCUGCAUCACUUCCUGGAGGUUGUUCCAGUCUCCAUGGAAUUUCUCCACUUUAUUAUUCCUUUGAGCACAAUAGUAUUCCAUCACCAACAUAUACCACAAUUUGUUCAGCCAUUCCCCAAUUGAUGGGCAUCCCCUCGUUUUCCAAUUUUUGGCCACCACAAGGCGCUGAUAUGAAUAUUCUUGUACAAGUCUUUUUCCUUAUUAUCUCUUUGGAUGAUUGUCAAAUCUAAUGGGCCUGUCUCCAUUUUUUUUUUUAAAUAAUUUUCAACCUCUUUGUUGUAUUUGAUACAGUUGUUAUUUUUCCCUCUUGUAUCUCUUCUGUGUGCUAGAUUUUCAUGACACUUUUCUUUCCUGGUUCUAUUUGUACUUGUCUUAACUGUUCCUCUGAUUCUUUCUGGCUCAUUCCUAUUGUUUCCCUUAAUUGUAGGUGUUUCCCUAAGGCUUUGCUAGGGACCCUCUUCCCCUCCUACCGUCUUUUGGUGACCUCAUCAGCUCCCAUGAUUUUUUUUUUUUAAUGGCUAUGACUUAGACCUAUAUAACCACUUCUACUCUCCCCCCUAAAUUUCUUGGAUUUCCAGUUAUCUGUUGGGCCUUUCAGCUGUUCCAGAUGUUCAAACUCAGUAAGUGUAAAACUGAACUCAUUGUGUCUUCUCCAAGGUCAGUCACCUACCAUACUUCCCUAUUUCUCUUAAAAGCACCACCAUUCCUUUAAUAUCCCAAAUUUGUAACUUGUUAUGCUUGACUUCUUACCUUUCUUCUCUUCACAUUCCAUUCAAAUACAGAAACUUGAAUUCUUUACCUCCAUAAUGCUGCUUAUAUCUGACCCCUUUAAUCAUAGUGUUACCACUUUAGUUUAGGCCCAUUAGCUCUCACCAAGAUGAUUACAACUAACAGCUUCCUAAUUGGUCUCUUGGCCUCCGCCUCCACAGAGAAAAUGGUUCUCAAGGACCCCCCAGGCAGUGUCCUGUCAAACCUGGGAGGCAAUGGCAACAUUGGCGGGCGGGAGAGGAGGAGCAGGGAGGGCAGCAGAGGCUUUAAAACUAAUCUGUCUUUUUGUCUAUUAAAGCAAUUGCUCUACCAACUUACAGAGGAGCAAGGGUUCUCAACUCCAGACUUCUGGGCACCACGAUGUAAGAUUUAAAUCAGUAUCCAAUAACUCCAAGUAUUAUAUUUUGUAAGAUUUAUUAAUAAUCACUUGAAGUAGAAAAAAUACAAGAACAAAAGUAAAAGCCCGAGUAAAGACGUGAGAAAAAAAUCUGCCUGGGACUCGCCCCACCUCCACAAACCCCGAUCAGGGGAGAAGAGAGUGAGGUGGGGCUACCCAAAACUAUCUCCAAAAUGUAGGACUUAACAUGAGGACGAAAGUGGAAUGCUGGAAUUUAGAGUUCUGGGGAGCAAAUCCUAAUUACACAGUAUACAUACUCUAGGUCCUCCUAUAGCUGUCAGCACAAUUUUCCUUAAGCCCAGAUCUAACCAAAAGGCUUGCCUACUCGGUAAACUCCCACGGCUCCAAUUUAUCUCUCUAACCUCAGUGGAAAUUACUCUCCACUCUGCUAUGUAGCCAAAUGUUCCUAAUGAUUAUAGCAAGCAUUUAUGUAGUACUUUAAGAUUUAUAACAAAUGUUGUUUCACUUGUUAUUUCAUAUUUCAUCCCUACAACAGUUCUUGGAGGUAAGCGAAAUCACCCCUAUUUUCCUGACGAGGAAACUGAGGCACAAAUGUGGUUCUGUGACUUGCCCAUGGUUACACAACUAUCUGUAAGCAUGGUGUCUGAGGCAGUAUUCGACCUCAGCUGUUUCUGACUUUGAAAUCCUGGGCUUUACUCACUGUCCCACACAGCAUCUCCCAUCUCUGUGCCUGCGGACUGGUUACCCCCAAGUCUGGAAUGGACUCCUUCCUCACCCCUACCUCAUACAAUUCCCUUCUUUCUUGAAGAUAUAGCUCAAGUGCCAUCUUCCAUGUUCUUUCUCAAACUUUUUGUGUCAUGAACCUCUAUAGCAAUCAGGAAAAAUCUAUGGACCCCCUCUCAGAGUGAUAGUUGCAAGAGUAUAAAAGAUGCAUAAGAUAAUAAAUGAAAACUAAUUUACAGUUUUCAAGAAUGUGUAUUAAAGCAGCUAGGUGGCUCAGUGGUAGAGAGCCAGGCCUAGAGAUAGAAUUGUUAGAUAGAAUCCAGGUUCAAACCUGGAUUCAGAUACUUCCUAGCUCUGUGACCCUGGAGAAGUCACUUGAUCUCCAUUGCCCAGCCCUUACUGCUAUUUGCCUUGAAACAACUACUUAGUAUUGGUUCUAAGGAGGUAGAGGUUUUUCAAAGAAGAAUAUAUAUUAAAGGGUUUCCAGACCCCAGGUUAAGAAUUACCCUGUUCCCCUUGAAUGCUCUUGCCAACUACUAGUGCCCUCAUUCCAAAACUACCUUCUGUUCAACUACUUUCAAAUAGCUGAACUAAUGAUUGUAUAUGUAUGGGAUUAAAUCUUAUUUUACAAGAAAAAAUUGAAAAUGGCAAAUUGAGAGAACUUCAAAAACUCAUCUGAACUGAAACAGCCACUUAAGAAACUGGAGAACAUUGUAUGCAAUGGAGUAUAGUCAUGAAGAUAUAUUUUUUUAAAUGUUUCUUUCUUAGAAUCAAUACUAAGUAUUGCUUCCAAGGCAUAAGAGCAAUAAGAGCUAGGCAAUUAUGGUCAAGUGAUUUGCCCGGGGUCACACAGUUGGGAUGAAGUUGAGGGCUAGAUUUGAACCCAGGACCUCCCUUUUCCAGACCUGGCUCUACCCAAUGAGUCACCUAGCUGCCCCAAAUUAUUUUCAUAGUAGUCUUUUUUGCAAAUGCUUAUCAUUUCUAUUGCAAUCCUUGAUGAACAAAUGACCCACAAUAUAAUGUUUCUUGUAUGUAUGACUGGACAUUAAACAGAAGCACUCUGUCUUCAUUUGCCAACUCCUCCCCUGGUCCUCAUUAGUGUGAAGAGAGAAUUAGACUCUUAGACUCUCUUAGUUUAUUUUUAUUAGUUUAUUUAGUUUAAUUUUAAUCAAAUCAAGAACUUAAAGUACCCCUACUUAGUACCUAGCUAACCAUUAAGUAAGAGAGCUCACAAGUCACUUACUAGUUCACAACCCCAAAAGCCACCAGCACUGCCCCUCUUGGGUAGUGCUAAGCAAAUUGGGAGACUGUGAUUGGUUCCUGUGAAGUGCGAGAGAGACAGGAAGUGACAUGGAAAAAAAUACAAAAGGCAAGACCAAAGGACAAGAUUCACUCUGCAUCCUUGGUUCUUCAGCGAGGAGACCCUUUCUUGGUUGGUGCUUCGGUGGGACACUCUUCAGCGUGAGCUCUGGUGAGAUUCUCGACGGUCGUCUUAGUCUCAUGUAUGCUGAAGGCUCUCAGUGUUUUUUUCAGUAUCUCCUGGCUCUUCAAAUUUCAGCUUCCUAAUUAGGACUUUGGAUUCUGGUGAGACUCACUUUUGGAUCUAUAUUUGCGGUCUAGGAUUAGGGUAUUUGUAGCUAGGCAAUUUUUUCCCCUAUUUCUUUCCUAUAUUUCAUAUCUACCCAGUUGUAAAUAAAAGCUGCUAACUGUU
Messenger RNA from Monodelphis domestica (gray short-tailed opossum), 6584 nucleotides. RefSeq lists its product as uncharacterized. Gene Ontology annotation, biological process: regulation of transcription by RNA polymerase II. Gene Ontology annotation, cellular component: nucleus. Gene Ontology annotation, molecular function: DNA-binding transcription factor activity, RNA polymerase II-specific; RNA polymerase II cis-regulatory region sequence-specific DNA binding. The record is from RefSeq and is a predicted model, not a curated record. NCBI's taxonomy places the organism in Eukaryota, Metazoa, Chordata, Mammalia, Didelphimorphia, Didelphidae.